AUGGUAGUCAAAGUAUACAUCAGUGGUAUUUCCGGAAACAAGGAGGUAAAAAAGAGACAACAACGUGUAUUAAUGAUACUAGAUUCAAAAAACAUUAAAUAUGAAAUUAUUGACAUAACGGAACCCGGGCGUGAAGACGAUAAAGAUUUUAUGCAAAACAAUUCUAAGUCGAAUGGAGGAACCGUCAGCGAUCCCAACCCUCGCUCGCCACUCCCGCCGCAGCUCUUUAACGAUGACGAAUAUUGUGGAGAUUAUGAUCAAUUCGAUUUGGCAAAUGAAGUUGAUACUUUGGAACAGUUUUUAAAAGUUGAAGUUCCACCAGAAGUAGCACCAGCACAAGAAAAGAUAGAGCUUACGGUCCCUUGGGAAACCAACAUCCCCAAAGACCAUACCAUCAAGGUCAACAAAUAUUACGAGCUCACAAACGAACUCACUCGAAAUAGGUUCGUAGUAGAUUUGUACGCGGUAGAGGUGGGAGCGAGAGGUAUAACAGCGAAAUCUCUCUAUAACCUACUAAAGGACUUAGGCUUGUCCAGAACUCACAUUAAUGCAUUCUUGGAACGUACAUCGAAGGCAGCCCUAGUAGGUUCUUUUCAAAUUUGGUUAGGUAGGGAGAGGAGCUUGGACAGUGGAGGUGAGCGUAUAACGCGCACCAAUGCUGUAAAUGGAGUGAUCCAACAAAAUGAAGAUCAGAAUGAAUCAAAAGAUGAGGAAAAAAUGGAUAAUUUGACUGCUGAAUCUACAACACAGCCGGCCGAUGCUGACGCCAAUAAUAGCAGUAACGAUGUUGAGGAAAAUUCAGUAGAGGACAAAACAAUAGAUAAGGAACCAUCUCCAGUUAGACAACAAUCUCAAGAGAAACCUGUCGAAGAGACUGAAAACGAAUCUAAAGUGAUCUCAAAAGAAAAUACACCUCUAAAAGAUGAUGGUGUGAAUGAAAAUGGAGCUGCGGCCUCCCGCGAGCAAUCUGCAGAAAAGGAACAAGUUAAUGAAAAAGAUAAUUUGUCCGAAGCACUUAUUGAAAGUGAAAAAAUAGCUGCCAGUGAUUAG
Danaus chrysippus (African queen) is the source of this 1050-nucleotide messenger RNA. The record is from the annotation of a GenBank genome assembly. Lineage: Eukaryota; Metazoa; Arthropoda; Insecta; Lepidoptera; Nymphalidae.